GCUUACUGUGGUGGGAUUGAAAUUAAUGUUCUGUCAUUGUUCGAAUUUAGAAUCUUUUGGGUUUUUUUCCAAUUCACCCAGCUACAUGAUUUCUAUCUGUAUUUUGCUCAAGGCGCUCACGAACUACAACCAUGAAACCAAAAGCAGCCGCACCAAUUGUAUUCGUUAACGUCACUCGAUACGGAAGUAGUGCCCGCAUGUGAAGAACCCCAUCCAUCUCCUGACUGUGGAUGUGACCCACCUUAUCACUGUGACAUUGUGGUUGACAGUAUCACACAUGCAACGAUGAGGUUGAUUGUGAUCUGACGCUCAAGAUGAUGUUCUGGCUCCAGGUUGCGAGUGCCGGUUUUCGCAGGUUACUUCACAAGGUCCCAGUGAACCGUGAUCAGGUUCUGGAUCAGUUGCGGAUCUGCUCUGCCGAAGAUCAUGUGUUUGAUUUGGUGGGUAAUAACAAGGCCAAGCUCAGCGUGGAUCACGUGAGUUUGGCCGUGAAGAUGCUGUGGUACUUCCAGAAAGAGAAACCGCAGUUGUUGAGAACGGUCCAACUCAUCAAGAAUCACCCACAGUUCCUGACAUUGCGGGUUCUGGCUGAGAACAAAAUUGCACUCAUGGACGAUGUUAUGUUGGUGGACUUACUGUAUAGUUUUCUCAGGCUGAAUGUGGACCAUCAUGACUCGCUUGUUCAGCAAUUGAUUUCAGAGGCUUGGUUAAGAUUAGACAAACUUCCAUUGACAUCCCUGUCCAAGUUCGCCAUCUGCCUUGCUGAUCAGCAACUUCAACAAAGUACUCUGAUGGGCCACAUCACCAAUCUUGUGGAUCAGAAGUUGUCAUCCAUCGAUGAUGCCAGGAUCCUCACCACGUUACUCAUUAGCAUUUCAUCCCUGGUGUCUCCUCGUCUACGGGAUGCCCUGAUUAGCCGGGCGGAUGACCUCCUGGACAAAAUGGAUCCGUCGAACUAUAACAACGCUCGCAGAGUCGUGCAAUUCUUGCGCAACAUUAAGUACAGCCACAGGCCUCUCCUGGAGAAAUGCAACCAGAUCCUCCUGCGCAACACUCCCAGGCUGGACGCGGAGAACAUCGGCAUUUUCUUGGGGCUGUAUCAAUCUUUGCAGUUUAACAACUGCGACUUCAGAUUGGCUGCGAAACAACGGCUGACGGAACUCAUUGAGUCAAGCACAGAGCCGUUCUCUUUUACGAAACUGUUUGCUGCGCUAGCACCCAUAGCAAGUGCAGAGAUCAGAGACGGUUUGGAGAGCACGGCCCUCCUGUUGGCUGAUGAGUUCGGCGCACAGCAGGCGUUGGCCAUUGCUGAAACCCUGGAAGAGAUUCAGAGCAGGAACCUACGCUUGAUAAGCAAGAUUGUAUCAGUAAUCCAAAAAAACCUUGACGUCUACAAGCCAGUGGAGAUUGGCAGAAUCACACAAGCCCUUUUUCUGUUGCAUUAUCAUGAUCCAUUACUCUUCACCAAAUUAAGAAACAUCAUCGUCAAAUUCUUAGAGCGCAGCGUCUACCCCUACGAAGUGACCAUGUUGACCCGCGUCCUGUCCAUGCUGCCUUCGCCGCGCCUGGAGGAAGGCGUGAUCUCGCGGGUGGACGCGGUGGUGCCCCAGUGCAACCUCAACGACCUCAGCAGCAUUUCCUUAGCCCUCGCCAAGUGGGUUCGCAACGACCCGUCGUACCGCCACGGCACGUCCAGCGGGUACGUGCGCCUCCUGCAGACCCUCAACCGCUGCGGCCGCGAGAGGCUGCAGACGGCCGACCGGCUGGACCUGCUGCUUGAGGAGCUCAGGUACAUUUCGGGUGAGUGGUUUGAAGAAAUUCUGCUCGAAGAGACCAUAGCCACACUCCGGAGGAUGACGGACCAAAUAAACUGGACCACCGUGCCGGAUCUAUCCUUCUUCUUAACCAGGAUAAAUCAUCACUGCGCUCCGCUAAUGGAGCGUAUCGCAGAUGUGGCCAUUCGAGACAUUGACAAGAUUCACCACUCAGCAACGUACGCUACCCUGCUUCCCUUUUCUGUCCUCAAUUUUGACUCUGAAAAAGCAGACGAGCUAUACGAUGUUUGCGUACGGCGCUUCACUCCUCAUAUCAGCUCCUUUGACCCCCAUCUAUUGGUUCUGCUGGCCUACGCCCUGGCGGUAGCGGACUGUUUUCCCGAAGAACUGAUCAGAGAAAUCUUCAGCAUAGAUUUUCUCGGCAAGCUCGACGCCCAGCUGGAAACCCUAACCGACGCGCUGAACAUGCGGACCCGACUGCGUCUCAUGGAGCUGAACCGCGCCGUGUGCCUCGAGUGUCCCGAAUUUCAGGUGCCGUGGUUCCACGAGCGCUACUGCGAGCAGCUGCAAAAGAAAUGGAAUGGGUCUAUCAGUCCUGUACAAAAGCAGAUCCACAAAAUGUUGGGUGAAGUCCUUGGUGGUAUUAACUUUGUCCGUGUUGCGGGGGUCACGCCAUAUUUUUAUACUGUAGACUUUGAAUGCCUUCUUGACAAGCAGCUACAGCCGUUGCCUUACAGCGAGCCGAGUACUCUGCAGAUCUUGAACAAUGGAAAGAUUGACUGGGGCACCAGCUCACUGGAGAACAUCAGGAGCGAGCUUCCCCCGGGAGCACAGCGGAUUGCGAUUAACUUCCUCGAUUUCAAGUCCUUCUGCAAAAAUUCCCAUCAUAUAAAAGGGGAGGCCCUGAUGAGGAAACGGCAUCUUGAAAUUUUGGGGUAUCGUGUUGUGCAGAUCCCUCAUUUUGAAUGGAACUCAAUGGAGCUGUCAACACUGGAUGCAUGGAAGGAAUACCUCAAGAAAAAAAUAUUUAGAGACCUUUCGCCCUGAAGGCAUUAUUUAUUGAAAUAACAUUUAUAAAGUCAACUCAUUUUGUGCCUAGUCAUCAUAAUUUCACAGACGUUUCAUCAAGUGUUUCUUAUGUCAUAUUUAUCAUGUUUUUUUUUUUUUUGCUUUUGUACAAUAAAAAUCUUUUAUU
Messenger RNA from Hippocampus comes (tiger tail seahorse), 2970 nucleotides. RefSeq names its product FAST kinase domains 1 (gene fastkd1). Gene Ontology annotation, biological process: regulation of mitochondrial mRNA stability; mitochondrial RNA processing. Gene Ontology annotation, cellular component: mitochondrial matrix; ribonucleoprotein granule. The coding region runs from base 315 to 2822 and encodes 835 amino acids. The record is from RefSeq and is a predicted model, not a curated record. Gene Ontology annotation, molecular function: RNA binding. The transcript is spliced from 15 exons. Lineage: Eukaryota; Metazoa; Chordata; Actinopteri; Syngnathiformes; Syngnathidae.